AUGUCAACUACGGCAGCAGCAGCAGCAGCAGCAGCAGCAGCAGCAGCUUCAUCGAAAGCAUCCAAUUUGGAAGCUCCAGAGUUUAUCGGGCCUAAUUUGAAUGUGACUUUGACAUGUCCCGAAUGUAAAAUAUUCCCGCCUGACUUGAUCGAACGAUUCAGCGAAGGUGAUAUCGUGUGUGGUAGUUGCGGUCUAGUGUUGAGUGAUCGAGUAGUGGACACCAGAUCCGAAUGGAGAACGUUUAGUAAUGAUGAUCAGAAUGGAGAUGAUCCCUCGCGUGUCGGUGAUGCGGGAAACCCCUUGUUGGAUACUGAGGAUUUGUCGACCAUGAUCUCCUAUGUGCCGGACAACACCAAACUUGGUCGAGAACUCAGCCGGGCGCAGCAGAAGUCGCUUGUUGAUAAAAAGGAUAAUGCUCUAGCGGCGGCCUACGUCAAGAUUUCCCAAAUGUGCGACGGGUACCAGUUGCCCAAGAUUGUCCAGGAUGGCGCGAAGGAAGUCUACAAGAUGGUUUAUGAGGAAAAACUCUUGCGAGGCAAGUCUCAGGAGUCCAUAAUGGCGGCCUCGAUCUUUAUCGGCUGCAGAAAGGCGAAAGUUGCCCGGUCGUUCAAGGAGAUCUGGGCACUUACCAAUGUCCCCCGAAAGGAAAUCGGCAAGGUGUUCCGUAUCAUGGAUAGAAUCAUCAGAGAGAAGAAUGCCGCUAAUCCGCAGACGGCGGCAUAUUUCAGCCAGGACAAUAUCCAAACCACGCAGACGUCAGCCGAGGACUUGAUUAGAAGAUUCUGUUCGCAUCUUGGUUUGAGUACGCAAAUUACAAACGCAGCGGAACAGAUUGCCAGGAAGUGCAGAGAGAUUGGUGUCUUGGCUGGUAGGUCGCCCACUACCAUUGCAGCCACUGUCAUCUACAUGACUUCGGUGUUGUUUGGCAUCGAUUUGCCACCGUCCAAAAUCUCGGACAAGACAGGGGUGAGCGAUGGUACGAUCAAGACUUCGUACAAGUACAUGUAUGAAGAAAGAAAGAAUUUGAUCGAACCUGAAUGGAUCGAGUCGGGGAAAAUCAAGUUGGACAGCAUACCCAAAAACUGA
Messenger RNA from Lodderomyces beijingensis, 1086 nucleotides. NCBI's taxonomy places the organism in Eukaryota, Fungi, Ascomycota, Pichiomycetes, Serinales, Debaryomycetaceae. The record is from the annotation of a GenBank genome assembly.